Nicrophorus vespilloides is the source of this 1496-nucleotide messenger RNA. RefSeq lists its product as uncharacterized. Lineage: Eukaryota; Metazoa; Arthropoda; Insecta; Coleoptera; Silphidae. The coding region runs from base 207 to 1355 and encodes 382 amino acids. The transcript has 8 exons. The record is from RefSeq and is a predicted model, not a curated record.
CGACGCAUUCGUGGUUGCUCCCGCACAUUGGCGUCGAAAGUCGACGUCGAAACGACGCGACUCUCUCUCGAAUUCCAUCCCCUUUUCUCGUCCUUAGUUUUAUUCCUAUUUUUUUUUCGCGCCAACUUCGCUGCAAAUGUUUACGUUUCCGGGUCGCUCGUUCCGGUCCUGUUAAUUAUGUGUAUUAAGAUUAAAAAGAGGAAAAAAUGUUGCAUACUAUGCUGGACCUAAAAUAUUUUACCAUUUUCGCUUUAUUUAUGCAAAAUACUUUAGCUUAUAUAGAAUAUGUAGAAAUAACCAAAUGCGAGAGCUGCACGAUGAUGUUAACGUGUAGGCACUUGAAUUCUGUGAUAGCAGUUUUUAACGCUUCUUUCCAUGCUCAAGAUCAAAACUCCACUUAUUACCAGGACUUCGACAGUCUGCUUCCUCCCGUUCAUCCUAGACUCGCACUGAAUAGAAGGUGUUCGGGCGUGAACCACUGCAGCUUCAUCCUGAUAAAGGAUUGCCCGGGAGCGGAUCGUUGGGGUCCCGGAAAUUUCACCAUAAAAUACGCUUGCGUUGCAGAUAGAAGGAUUUCGAAAUACUGCAACCACAAUAUAUCGUUACCAUCGCCGGAGGUCUUCGGGGUGUCCGAGGGAUUUAUCCGAAAUCCCGGCUAUCCCAAGUUCUAUCUGGGCGGAGACGACUGCAGAUGGAGGAUCAGCGCGCCUCCAAUGCAGAAGAUAAAGCUGACAAUAUUAGAUUUAUCGCUAAUAGGGACGUCGAACAGCCCGGAAAGUUGUCUGGAUGUGUUCGAGGUGAAGGAGUACGAGAAUAAGAUUUUCGUGUCCUGCUUGGAGCAGGAACCUCCUGCAGUUAUCGUUUCUGUUGGAGACGUGCUGGAGAUCAAUCUGAGAGCGACGGAGAAUCUCAUAGCCAAGAGGGGCGUUCUAUUCCAUUACACUGCUAUAGGAUGUCCUACGCCCAAUUCCCCGGCUGACGGAUAUCUAGUGCAUAGGAAUGACACGGAUGUCCUCUUCACGUGCUGCGUCGGAUUCGCAUUUCCCGAUUCAUUGCAAAGAGAAAAACGACUCAAAUGCCUCGGACACUCAUGGAAUUACCAACUGCCACUGCCAAACUGUAUAAAUCAAACCAAGGACCUAUUCUCCAGAGAAACCAAACAACCUUCGACAGGCAAGAUGACCGAAGAAAGCCUUUCCGAUGUCGUGGUCCCCUCCAUAAUCAUCCUAGCACUGUUUGUUAUAAAUUCUAUUAUAGUAUUUGUUAUUUACAAAUACAAGAAGAGGAAAACGGCGUUGUACACUGAAGAGGAACUCGGCACGAUUUCGGUGGAGCGCACGUGCGAUCUGCCUUGAUCCUCGAACGUAGUUGAAUUGAACUGCUGCAGAUGCCAUUUCGCUCCUAUUAUAUAAGCAACGGUCUAUACUAUUUGAAUAAUUUAUAAGAUUACAUCGUAUUCCAAAAAAAAAAAAAUUAACGAGAGAAAUGUCGGUCAA